This is a messenger RNA of Penicillium bovifimosum, 2739 nucleotides long. Its product is annotated as class I alpha-mannosidase 1A. The record is from RefSeq and is a predicted model, not a curated record. The transcript has 3 exons. Gene Ontology annotation, biological process: carbohydrate metabolic process; N-glycan processing. The coding region runs from base 1 to 2739 and encodes 912 amino acids. Lineage: Eukaryota; Fungi; Ascomycota; Eurotiomycetes; Eurotiales; Aspergillaceae. Gene Ontology annotation, cellular component: endoplasmic reticulum; Golgi membrane. Gene Ontology annotation, molecular function: calcium ion binding; mannosyl-oligosaccharide 1,2-alpha-mannosidase activity.
AUGUUUCGUGCUCGCCGAUACCGCGUUUUAUUCGUAUUCGCGGCGGCUUUCCUCCUCGCAUUCUUCCACUUUGCGCGGUCACGCGACUGGACAAAUACAGUCGUUGAAGAGUCCAUUGGCAUCCACCCACCCAAUCCUGCCUAUGCAAACCCAAACACAAACCAACCCGCAACCACAAAGCCUCAGAACCCGGCUGCCGCUGCCGCCAUCGAGGCGAGCAAGAACCGGGUGCUUCCCGAUCCCAACCGCGGCUCAGGCACCCAACAACCUUCAACCGGAAAGUCGAACUCGCCGGUGGGGCCCAAUAGCGCCAAAAAUGAAGCCUCCAGGUACAAAGAUGAUCACACAGAUAAGCCGGUGAAAGCGACCAGCGAGGAUGCCGGGAAAGAGUCUGCAAAGGACUCCGUGAAGGACGCGGCGAAGGCGGGGAGCGCUGUCACAUUAUCCCCACCGAAGACAGAAGAUGUUAGUGGUAGUGCGACUGGGGAGGAGGCUGAUAAUGGAGGGACUGGCAGGAAGGCAGUGGAGCGCCCUCAGUCCGGCAUUGCAGCAGCCAAAUGGAGGAAGUUCCCACAGCGGUUCCCCGUCCCCGCAGCGGAGGUGAUCAAACUGCCAAAGAUACAGGCGAAGACGAUUCCUAAGCUGCAAGCCAAGUUCAAGGAUGAGUCGAGCUCAGAUAAGCAAGAGCGUCUACAGCGCCUUAGCACUAUCAAGGGUGAGUUCAGACAUGCUUGGCAGGGUUAUAAGGACAACGCGAAGGGACAUGACGAACUCAAGCCUCUAUCGAAGUCAUUUGAGGAUCCUUUCAAUGGAUGGGGUGCGACACUGGUUGAUUCUCUUGAUACCCUUUGGAUUAUGCAAUUGAAGGAUGAGUUCUCUGAGGCUGUCGAUGCGAUCAAGAAUAUCGAUUUCAAGACGUCGAUGAGAGCGGAUAUACCGGUGUUUGAGACGACCAUCCGCUACCUUGGAGGCCUUAUUGGGGCCUAUGACAUCUCUGGACAGCGAUACUCGGUGCUUUUGGAGAAAGCCGAGGAGCUCGCCGAGGUUCUCAUUGGCGCUUUUGACACACCUAACCGCAUGCCGCAUCUUUACUAUCGCUGGGCCCCAGAGCAUGUCGCGAGACCGCAUCGGGCAUCUUCCCGAGCUGGCCUGGCUGAGAUUGGAUCACUGUCCCUGGAAUUUACUCGCUUGGCUCAGUUGACCAAGGAAGACAAAUAUUACGAUGCCAUCGCACGGAUUACCAACGAAUUGGAAAAAAUCCAAGAUACAACAAGUAUCCCUGGACUGUGGCCUGUACGAGUCAAUGCACAGGGAUGCCCAAAGUACUCGAAGAGCACUCCGCGCGACAGCGCCUCCGAGCGCGGGCAAUAUCCCGCCAGUCCAACCAAGAGCAUCGUGACGACGACCAGCAAGGCCUACGCUGCUCCAACAGACAUUGAGAGCUAUCUGAACCUAAUCCCACGUGACACGAACGCUGAUUUGGAAGCACGCGCCCGACGUGUCAAUGAUACUCAAGUUGCGAGUGCAUCUGUAAUGCAGGCCCGCGAGCAAAUUCAGCUACCGGCAGAGUUAUGCAAUGGCGGCUUGGGGCUUCCCAAUUCGCCCCGGGAUAAUGUGUACACUAUGGGCGGAAUGGCGGACUCGACCUAUGAAUACUUGCCCAAGGAGUACCUACUCCUGGGUGGUGCCAACGAGCAAUACGAGAAGAUGUACAUGAAGGCCGUCACCGCAGCCCGCAAGAACCUUCUCUUCCAGCCCAUGGUGAAAGGAGGAAGUGACAUCCGGUUCAUGGCCUCCACUAAGCCAUUGACACCGGGGAAGGCCGCAGAGCUCACCUCCACUGAUUUCGAGUACGAAGGAACUCACCUCACAUGUUUCAUCGGUGGCAUGUUUGCCAUAGGUGCCAAGGCGUUUGGCAUCGACGGUGAUCUGGAACUUGCAGCUAAACUGACCGACGGUUGUGUUUGGGCUUACGAGUCGACCCAAACUGGAAUGAUGCCUGAAAAGUUCCGCCUCUUGCCCUGCGAGAAAGGCUCAGCCUGCGAGUGGGAUCAAGCCCGCUUUGAGGGUGGUGUGGCACGCUACUCGCGUGUCGACCCCAGUGCAGGCCCUCAGUUCCGCAGCGGGCAAAGUGCAUAUGAGGAGCGCGUGAAACUGAAUGCCCACGAGGCACCGCCGGACACAGCGAAGAUCCCAAUCGCUAUGCCCGGCUCGUUGAACCCCCACGACAGCGACGUGAUCGCCAAGCGUGAUGGAUUUGCAGGAACAUACAAAUCAUCUUCCGUUGCUUCAAUUCCAACCCCCACUAGUGGAACUGAGCUGCAGAACCGAGACGCACCUCGUUCAUCUUUAUCACCCGCUUCGCCUCAGACCGCCGAAGUUGGCAAGGAUUAUCUCCCAGCAGGGAUGAUCAGUAUCCCGUCGCCGAACUACUACCUUCGGCCCGAGGCCAUUGAGUCCGUCUUUAUCAUGUACCGUCUGACUGGCGACGAAUCCUGGCGUCGUAAGGGAUGGCAAAUGUUCCAGGCCAUCACGAAGUAUACCCGCACUGAGCUGGCCCAUGCGGCCAUCAACGAUGUCACAGCCCAGAAACCUAUCCAUAAGGAUACGAUGGAGUCAUUCUGGCUGGCUGAGACGUUGAAGUAUUUUUACCUUUUGUUUAGCGACACUGAUGUCGUCGACUUGGAUAAAUAUGUUCUGAAUACUGAAGCGCAUCCAUUCUUGCGCCCUAUUUCAUAG